UUUUUUAUUUGAGAAGAUAAGGAAAUCUUUCUAAUUUAAUCUACACCAUCCAUUAGAUCUCUCAUAUUAUCAGCCGUUGGAUUAAAAUCAUAUCCAAUCCAUCCAACUUGAUAAGAAAAUCUAGAAAAUUGAUUUGUAGCCAUUCAUUUGAAAUCUUUUACAUCCAUUAUUGUGUAUAAAUAAUACACUUCAUGCAAUGAAAAAAAUCACACUUCAAACAACUCAUUUUAUAAACAAUAUGGAAAAAAGUAGAGGCUCAUCAUUCACUCAACAAGAAGAUGAGUUAUUGUGUCGUGUAUAUUUAGAAAUAUCCCAAGAUCCCAUUGGUAGCAAUAACCAAGCUAUAGGGAAAUUAUGGGAAAAAAUUAAAAAAAAGUUACAAUAGUCAAAAAAAUGGGAGUUGGGAAAUUAGAAGCAAUAGGUCAUUACAAGGUAUAAUGAAUACUAUUAUUUAUGCGGUUAGGAAUUUGAAGAGUUGCAUAAUCCAAGUGGAGAAUAUGCAUCCAAGUGGUGCGUCGGAAAUUGACAUUAUGGAAAAAGCCAAGAAAUUGUUGGUACAAGUUGAAAAACUAAAGAAAGGUUUUAAAUUCGACCAUGUAUGGAAUUUGCUGAAGGAUAUUCCAAAGUUCACAGACAAUGUUAGCGUCGGUAUUCCAGAUACUCCUAACACCGAGAGCGAUAUCGCCAGUUCUCCAACAUCACAAUCUCCGGGAAUGUCAUCAUUUUCAAUCAAUUUAAGCAGUGAAGACGGUGGAUCAAAUUCAUCACAACGUCCCAUUGGAUCGAAGAAAGCAAAACUCAAAAGAAAGAUUGCAGAAGGUAAUAAUUCAUCUGUUGACACUUUGGUUUCUUCAAACAAACAAAUCCUAGAUUUCUUAAAAGAAAGUGCAGCAACUAGGGAAAAAAGUUACGAGCUAGCUGAAUUGCGUAUGCAAAAUCAAGCAAAAAAGUUAGCCCUAAAAGAAAUGCACGAGGAGAAUAAAAUCUUGUUAAAAGAUUUAGACACUAUUGCUGAUAGUAAUACCCGUGAGUAUAUUCGAUCUGAACAAGCAAGAAUCAUACAAAAAAGAAAUCAAGAACAACCACAACAAUCUCCAAUUUCACCAAAUUUUUAUGGACCAUAUUUUGGUGAUCUUGGAGGUUCGGGAUCAAAUUUACCUGAAUAUUAGUAUUGUUGUAAUAUAUAAUUUGUAUAAUAUUUAUGUUUUCAUGUAAUUUUCU
This is a messenger RNA of Arabidopsis lyrata subsp. lyrata, 1221 nucleotides long. RefSeq lists its product as uncharacterized. Bases 438 to 1169 code for a protein of 243 amino acids. The transcript has 2 exons. The record is from RefSeq and is a predicted model, not a curated record. NCBI's taxonomy places the organism in Eukaryota, Viridiplantae, Streptophyta, Magnoliopsida, Brassicales, Brassicaceae.